This is a messenger RNA of Nematolebias whitei (Rio pearlfish), 1984 nucleotides long. RefSeq names its product solute carrier family 7 member 5 (gene slc7a5). The coding region runs from base 140 to 1696 and encodes 518 amino acids. Gene Ontology annotation, molecular function: L-amino acid transmembrane transporter activity; neutral L-amino acid transmembrane transporter activity. The record is from RefSeq and is a predicted model, not a curated record. The transcript has 10 exons. Gene Ontology annotation, cellular component: membrane. Lineage: Eukaryota; Metazoa; Chordata; Actinopteri; Cyprinodontiformes; Rivulidae. Gene Ontology annotation, biological process: amino acid transmembrane transport; neutral amino acid transport.
GCUCUGACUCGCGCCUUCAGACUCACCGCGGAUCGUGGCUGAACGCAGCCGCAGCAUCGGACCUCUUUCCGGGCACCGAGGCGGACUCAAACGCGGAACAGCUUCGCCUCCACCGGAAGAAGGAGGAAGAGGCUCCGAGAUGUCGGGCGUGAAGAAGAGAAACUCCGGCUCCUCGGCGGGCAGGGAGGACGACGGGCAGGUGACGGAGAGGAUGCUGUCCGCGGGCUCCAGCCCGGCCGGGACGCCGGGCAGCGAAGCCAAGAGCCCCACCGCCCUGCUCCCCGCGGCGGGCGGCGAAGGGGUCGCCCUGAAGAGGACCAUCACUCUGGUGAACGGCGUGGCCAUCAUCGUGGGCACCAUCAUCGGCUCCGGCAUCUUCGUCACGCCGACCGGAGUGGUGAAGGAGGCGGGCUCGGUGGGUCUGUCCCUGAUCGUGUGGGCGGUGUGCGGGGUCUUCUCCACGGUGGGGGCCCUGUGCUACGCGGAGCUGGGGACCACCAUCACCAAGUCCGGGGGGGACUACGCCUACAUCCUGGAGGUGUACGGCUCGCUGCCCGCCUUCCUCAAGCUGUGGAUCGAGCUGCUCAUCAUCCGCCCGUCCUCGCAGUACAUCGUCGCCUACGUGUUCGCCACCUACCUCCUGAAGCCGCUGUUCCCGGUGUGCCCGGUACCGGAGACCGGAGCCAAGCUGCUGGCCUGCCUCUGCGUCCUGCUCCUCACAGUGGUGAACUGCUACAGCGUGAAGGCGGCCACCAGGGUGCAGGACUUCUUCGCCGCCGCCAAGCUCCUGGCGCUGGUGCUCAUCAUCAUCAUCGGUUUCGUCAAGAUUGGUCAAGGUGAGACAGAUGGACUUCUUCCUGCAAAUUCCUUCCAGAACUCAAAGUAUGACUUUGGCAGCAUCGGCCUGGCGCUCUACAGCGGUCUGUUUGCCUACGGAGGCUGGAACUACUUGAACCUCGUCACAGAGGAGAUGAUUGAGCCGUACAAAAACCUCCCGCGAGCCAUCAUCAUCUCUCUGCCCAUCGUGACGGCCGUUUACGUCCUCACCAACCUGGCGUAUUUCACCACGCUCUCCCCCGAACAGAUGCUGCACUCAGAGGCCGUAGCUGUGGACUUUGGAAACGCCCACCUGGGCCCCAUGUCCUGGAUCAUCACCGUGUUUGUGGGCCUGUCGUGCUUUGGCUCAGUUAACGGCUCUCUCUUCACGUCGUCCAGGUUAUUCUUUGUGGGUUCCCGGGAGGGUCACCUGCCCAGCCUGCUGUCGAUGAUCCACCCCACCCUGCUGACCCCCCUCCCCUCACUCAUAUUCACAUGUGUGAUGACGCUGUUGUACGCCUUCUCCAACGACAUCUACUCCAUCAUCAACUUCUUCAGCUUCUUUAACUGGCUCUGCAUCGCCUUGGCCAUCAUCGGGAUGAUGUGGCUUCGUUACAAGAAGCCCGAGAUGGAGCGGCCCAUUAAAGUGAACAUCCUGCUGCCUGUGAGUUUUGUGCUCGCCUGCCUCUUCCUCAUCAUCGUAUCGUUCUGGAAAACGCCGAUAGAAUGCGCCAUCGGCUUCGGCGUCAUCGGCACCGGCCUGCCCGUCUACCUGAUCGGCGUUUGGUGGCAGAACAAACCGAAGUGGCUGAUGAGAGGAAUCUUCUCGACCACGGUCUUGUGUCAGAAGGUGAUGGAAGUCGUGCCUCAGGAGUCCUAAAGUCCUCAUGACCUUUGACCUUCAGCCAGUGGCCAAUCAGAAUGCAGCCACAGUGACCUCUGACGUCUCUUACUCCACUUUGUCUCACACACACUGUGAAGCAGGUUUUUUUUUUCCUUUUGAUCACUGACGUUUUUUAUUUGGUCGUAGUCGCUGCUGUUUGUAGGUCGGACCAUGUCGAUGUUUUACACUUUAUUUAUGUCUCCGUUUGUUUUGUUUCUUUUAUUCAACCAGAUUUUUGCUCAUAAGAAGCCGAAGCGAAGCAGGACUCAUUUGCCAGGCUUUUAU